Molecule: messenger RNA, 1167 nt
Organism: Mangifera indica (mango)
Lineage: Eukaryota; Viridiplantae; Streptophyta; Magnoliopsida; Sapindales; Anacardiaceae
Product: THO complex subunit 4A
Exons: 5
Coding region: 169-909 (246 amino acids)
Biological process (GO): mRNA export from nucleus
Cellular component (GO): nucleus
Molecular function (GO): mRNA binding
Source: RefSeq, a predicted model, not a curated record
UAGUUGUUCUGCCAUUCUCUCAAAACCUCUCUUUCUUAUAGGAAACCCUAAAUUUUCAGCUUUGCUCGUAUACUCUUUCUAUAUAUAUUUUUUUUCUUGUUUUCUCGUGCUUACUACGUUUUAGUUUUCGUUAGUUUAUUUUAUUUUUAAUUUUAAUUAAAUUUAAAGAUGUCGAGCGCUUUAGAUAUGUCUUUAGAUGACAUCAUCAAGAACAACAAAAAGUCCGGAUCCGGCAGCUUCCGUGGCCGCGGACGAGGAUCUGGACCUGGACCAGCUCGCCGCUUCACAAACCGAGGCUCCAAUCGUACGGCACCGUAUAGCACCGCUAAGGCGCCGGAGACGACGUGGCAGCAUGAUAUGUUCACAGAUCAGGGGGCGGCUUUUCCAGCUCAGCAAGCGGGUCGGGCCCCCGCUAUAGAGACCGGAACGAAGCUUUACAUAUCUAAUCUUGAAUAUGGUGUCUCUAACGAAGACAUCAAGGAACUGUUUUCAGAAGUUGGUGACCUGAAGCGGUACUCAAUCCACUAUGAUAGGAGUGGGAGAUCGAAGGGAACGGCAGAAGUAGUCUUUUCACGUCGAGCAGAUGCUGUGGCUGCGGUCAAGAGAUACAACAAUGUACAGCUUGAUGGGAAACCAAUGAAAAUUGAGAUUGUGGGAACUAACAUCACCACGCCUGCAGCACCUGCAGCAACUAAUGGAAAUGUCAGAAAUUCUAAUGGAUUUUCUAAAGGUGGACAAGGUAGAGGUGGUGCAUUCAGACGGGCACGUGGAGCAGCUGGUGGUGGCCGUGGGUUCGGAAGAGGUCGUGGACGAGGAAGGGACCGCAAUGAGAAGAUAUCUGCUGAUGACCUUGAUGCUGAUUUGGACAAGUAUUAUGCAGAAGCAUCAGAAGCUAUGCAGACAAGUUGAAUGCACAUCAUCUGUCUAAUGUUUAGUGCUGUAUCUUUCUUCUGUGACUAAAUUGUGACGAGCAACAACCUCGAGUAUUUUGUUUAUCUUCUUACCAAAUCCUACUAUUUAGAGAACAAAGAAAAAAUGCUAGAGAGAACUAUUAGAAUGUUGGUUUGUGGAAUUUGGGCUUUUAAUGUGAACUGUUCCUAUGACUUGGGUUUGAAAUUUGGGUAUGGACAGCUGCCAAAAUGUAAUCUGUGACUAUGCUUUUGGUUA